This is a messenger RNA of Haliaeetus leucocephalus (bald eagle), 1074 nucleotides long. RefSeq names its product perilipin-3-like. The transcript has 6 exons. Gene Ontology annotation, biological process: positive regulation of triglyceride storage; lipid storage. The record is from RefSeq and is a predicted model, not a curated record. Bases 1 to 1059 code for a protein of 352 amino acids. Lineage: Eukaryota; Metazoa; Chordata; Aves; Accipitriformes; Accipitridae. Gene Ontology annotation, cellular component: cytosol; lipid droplet.
AUGGACUCGGCGACCCGGCUUUCCACCGCCAACGAAUACGCCUGCAAAGGGCUGGAUAAGCUGGAGGAGAAGCUGCCCAUCCUGCAGCAGCCCCCGGAGAAGCUCAUCUCGGACACCAAGCAGCUUGUGACCUCCACGGUGACGGGGGCCAAGGAUGUCCUGACCAGCACCGUGGCUGGGGCCAAGGACGCGGUGACCAGCCGGGUGACGGGUGUGAUGGACAUGACCAAAGGAGCCGUGCAGGGCAGCGUGGAGCUGACCAAGUCGGCGGUGAGCAGUGGUGUCAGCACCGUCAUGGGCUCGACCGUGGGCCAGAUGGUGGUGAGCGGGAUGGGCUCUAUGCUGGAGAAGUCGGAGGAGCUGGUGGACCAUUACCUGCCCAUGACGGAUGAGGAGCUGGCCAAACUGGCCACGGCCGUGGAGGGCUUCGAAACGGAGCAGCAGAAGCAGCAGCAGAGCUACUUUGUGCGCCUGGGCUCCCUCUCGACCAAGCUGCGGCACCGAGCCCUCCAGCACUCGCUGGGCAAGCUGCAGAGCGCCCGCCGCAGCAGCCAGGACGUGCUGGCCCAGCUCCAGCGCACCCUCGACCUGGUGGAGCACCUCAAGCAGGGCAUGGACCAGAAGCUGCAGGGAGGGCAGGAGAAGUUGCAGCAGAUGUGGCUGGAGUGGAGCAAGAAGCAACCGGAUGGUGGCAAAGACCUGGUGCCACCAGAGCAGGUGGAGUCGGGCACCCUGGUCCUGCUGCAGGGCUUGACGCAGCAGCUCCAAAGCUCCUGCCAGCCCUUGGUGUCCAGCCUCCAGGGUCUCCCCACCAGCAUCCAGGACACGGCAGGGCAGGUCCGGCAAAACGUGGAGGAGCUACGGGCAGCCCUCGCCUCCGCUGCCUCCCUCCAGGAUGUGACGGGCAGCGUGCUGGCCCGAGCCCGUGCCCACGCCACCAAAGCUCGCCAGCUGAUGGACGAGCUGGUGGAGCACGUGGCCCACAACACCCCCCUGACCUGGCUGGUGGGACCCUUUGCCCCCUCAGGCCAGCGCCUGGUGGACCUGGAGAUGAAAUAGCAGCUUCUGGGGUGG